CCCCAGAAGUCGACCAUACUUCUCUUUCUUCCUCCUUUAGCGGCUUUCUGUUCCUCUGCGUGUCGUCCGUCUUGUAUUUUCAUUUUAUUUUGAGUGUGUUUGGUGAAGACGGACAGGGAUGGCGGAGCUGGAGGGCCUGGAGUUUGGGAAGUCAGACUUUGUGCUGCUGGAUGAGGUGACGAUGGAGCAGUUCAUGGAGAAUCUGAAGCUGAGGUUUGAGAAGGGCCGUAUCUACACCUACAUUGGAGAAGUAGUCGUCUCUGUUAACCCGUAUAGACAGAUGGACAUUUACGGCAAAGACAACAUAGAUGCGUACCGGGGCCGGGAGCUGUAUGAAAACCCUCCUCACCUGUACGCUGUGUCUGAUGCUGCCUACAAGGCCAUGAAGAGACGGGCCAAAGAUACCUGCAUCGUCAUAUCAGGUGAAAGUGGGGCAGGAAAAACAGAAGCUAGUAAAUAUAUCAUGCAGUACAUUGCAGCCAUCACAAACCCGAGCCAGAGGGCGGAGGUUGAGAGUGUGAAGAACGUGCUGCUCAAAUCCAACUGUGUGCUGGAGGCCUUCGGGAACGCCAAGACGAAUCGCAACGACAACUCCAGCCGCUUCGGCAAGUACAUGGACAUCAACUUCAACUUCAAUGGGGAACCCACUGGAGGACACAUCAACAACUACCUGCUGGAGAAGUCCAGGGUGGUCCAUCAGCAAAACGGGGAAAGGAACUUCCACUCAUUCUACCAGUUACUGCGUGGAGGCUCAGAUGAGAUGCUGGAGUCGUUGCAUCUACAGAAUGAUCCCGCUGCUUAUAUUUAUACCAAAGAGGGAGCUGCAACUGCCACCUCCAACAAUGAUCGCUCAAGCCACAAAGCGGUGAUGAGUGCCCUGGAAGUGAUCGGCUUCUCAGCAGAGGAGAUUAACUCAAUUUAUCAGAUCCUGGCCUCCAUUCUUUUGUUGGGUGAUGUGCAGUUUGAGAGCGAUGGCGAGAGCGUUCAGAUCCUGGGACUCGAAGCCAUCAGCCACAUCUCUGAGCUGACGGCCACGGAGGUGGACAGCGUCUGUAAGAGCCUGCUGUUCCGCACUGUGGCCACCGGGGGCGGCGAGGUCAUCGAGAAGGGACACACGGAGAAGGACGCCUGCUUUGGACGGGACGCUUUCGUUAAGGCUCUAUACGAGAGACUCUUCGGCUGGAUUGUGAGCCGCAUCAACAGCGUCAUUGAGGUCAAAGACUACGACCCAGUGCUUCAUGGGAAGAACACAGUCAUUGGUGUGCUGGAUAUCUACGGCUUUGAGAUCUUUGACAACAACAGUUUUGAACAGUUCUGCAUCAACUACUGCAACGAGAAGCUGCAGCAGCUGUUCAUCGAGCUGAUCCUCAAACAGGAGCAAGGCGAAUACCAGAGAGAGGGCAUCACCUGGCAACACAUCGACUACUUCAACAACCAGAUCAUUGUGGACCUGGUGGAGCAGCCCCACAAGGGCAUCAUCUCCAUCCUGGACGAAGCAUGCCUCACUGUUGGCAAAGUCACCGACACGGUCUGCCUGGAGAGCAUGGACACCAAGCUGGCCCAGCACCCCCACUAUACCUCCCGCAAGCUCAGCCCCACCGACAAAACCAUGGACUUUCAGAAACAUUUCCGUAUCCUCCACUACGCUGGAGACGUCACAUAUUCCGUCGAGGGCUUUUUGGACAAAAACAAGGACCUGCUUUUCCAAGAUUUCAAGCGUCUCAUGUACAACAGUGCAAACCCAGCCAUGAAGGAGAUGUGGCCAGAUGGUCAGCUGAGCAUCACGGAGGUCACUAAGCGACCUCUGACUGCGGCCACCCUCUUCAAAAACUCCAUUGUGGCCUUGGUGGAUAAACUGGGGUGCAAGGAGCCUUACUACGUGCGGUGCAUAAAGCCCAACGAGAUGAAGUCUCCUGUGCUGUUUGACGAUGCUCGCUGCCAGCAUCAGGUGGCCUACCUCGGCCUGAUGGAGAAUGUGAUGGUGCGCAGAGCUGGCUUUGCCUACAGGCAGCAUUACGCUCGGGUCCUGCAGCGGUAUAAAAUGACGUGUGAGUACACCUGGCCGAACCACCUGAUGGGCUCGGACAGAGAGGCCGUGGAGGCCAUCGUCACCCAGCACGGUUUCCAGGACGAUGUGGCGUACGGACACACCAAACUGUUUGUCCGAACGCCGCGGUCUCUCUUCACCCUUGAGCAAGAGAGAGCCGCCCUCAUCCCCAUCCUGGUGCUCUUCCUGCAGAAGGUGUGGCGCGGGGCUUUGGCUCGUAAGAGGUGCCGGCGAAUGAGGGCCAUCUACGCCAUCAUGGGCUGCUAUAAGCGCUACAAGGUGAAGGCCCACUUCUGGGAGGUGGAGAGGAGGUUCGCUAAUGUGCGAACCAUGGCCGACUACGGAAAGAGUGUGGAGUGGCCGACCCCGCCUGCAGCUCUGUCCCAGUUUCACAACAACACAGUCAUGCUGCAUCGCAGGUGGUGGGCGAGGCAGAUCGUGAAGAACAUCCCUCCGUCUGACAUGCUGGAGGUUCGGGCCAAAGUGGCGGCUCUGACUGCUCUGAGCGGAGAGAGGAAGGACUGGGGAGUCAGCAGGGCCUGGGAGAGGGACUACCUGGCCAAUGUGAGAGACUGUCCUCAGACCAGCUCCAGCUUCAUCCGUGUUUCUAAGGAGCUGAGGAACAGAAACGAGUACAGUCAGGUCCUCUUCUCUGGCUUCUGUAGGAAGGUGAAUAGAUUCAACAAAAGCACCGACCGAGGACUGCUCAUCACAGACAAGUGCAUCUACAAAUUGGAGCCAAAGAAGCAGUACAAGGUUUUGAAGAAACUUCCCUUAGAUACUUUGACGGGGCUGAGCGUGACCAGCGGGGUCGACCAGAUGGUGGCGCUGCACACGUCCUCCCAGGACGACGUCCUGCUGUGUCUGCAGCGUGGGGAGCUGUGCACCAACCAGGAUCGAGUGGGCGAGCUGGUGGGCGCGUUGGUGGACCACUUCACACGAGUACGAAAAGUCGACUUUCCAGUGAAGGUUAGCCGUUUAGCCGUGCAGCUUCACAUGCGGGGAAAACCAAAGAGCGUCACCGUAGAAACCAAACCGGGCCAGACCAGCGCCGACUUCAAGAAGAGUCGAGAUGGUUUCGUCCUGCUUGUCCCCGCUAACUAACAGCUUGACCUCGGCACCUCGACUAGACUAUUGCAGCUCUGCGUUUGGGGACGUUGCUUUGAAAAGCAACAGUUUAUCAACAAAGAUUGUUUUAAUAUUUUAUGUCAACGCAGAACAGAGGCUGUUUUCUUACUCCUGAGCUGCAGGAGGACAAUGUUCACUGGACAGUUACAAAAGUGUUGAAUAGAGAAAUGAUGUUGCUGUAAAGAAUUGGGACGAAGCUCUCGUUGCUUUUAAUGUUGCAAAACAUAUUUGAAGGUAUUUUUUUGUCCAAGACAAGAUAGAAAGAAAACAGAUGUAAAUGCACUUUUUGAAUGACAAAUUGUACAUCACAAGGCAUAAAAACAAUCAAGAGAAAACCUUCUAGAUAUAUAUUUGUAUAUUGAGUUGAACGUCAAUGAAACAAGAACAGUUUUUUGUGUGCCUUGUCUCAUGCUGUUGCCUUAAAAAAAAGACUGUGACAAUUAUUUCACGUCAGAAGUAGUAAAAAGGGAAAUGAGAAACAAGAGGAAAGAAAAUAAAUUA
Messenger RNA from Anoplopoma fimbria (sablefish), 3676 nucleotides. RefSeq names its product myosin IG (gene myo1g). Lineage: Eukaryota; Metazoa; Chordata; Actinopteri; Perciformes; Anoplopomatidae. The record is from RefSeq and is a predicted model, not a curated record. Gene Ontology annotation, molecular function: microfilament motor activity; ATP binding; actin filament binding. Gene Ontology annotation, biological process: actin filament organization; vesicle transport along actin filament. Gene Ontology annotation, cellular component: cytoplasm; microvillus; plasma membrane. The transcript has 22 exons. The coding region runs from base 119 to 3151 and encodes 1010 amino acids.